Messenger RNA from Haliotis rufescens (red abalone), 5666 nucleotides. Its product is annotated as ras-related protein Rap-2c-like. The transcript is spliced from 2 exons. Bases 772 to 1311 code for a protein of 179 amino acids. The record is from RefSeq and is a predicted model, not a curated record. Gene Ontology annotation, molecular function: GTP binding; GTPase activity; GDP binding. Gene Ontology annotation, cellular component: plasma membrane. NCBI's taxonomy places the organism in Eukaryota, Metazoa, Mollusca, Gastropoda, Lepetellida, Haliotidae. Gene Ontology annotation, biological process: negative regulation of cell migration; Rap protein signal transduction.
GUUGUCCCCAAUAUGGCGUAUGUUCUAAUAUGUAACCUGAGAUUAGGGUAUACCACUAGUGGUUUAGAGGGACGGGCGCUAUGAGAACCGGUAGUCAUGCUAAGCUAACUCUCCUAUCCCAGAGUCAGCAAAGUGUUCUAUGAAUGGCCCACCCAAAAUGGCGACGGUAAGGGAUUUGUCAGUGCACUGAAUGUUUUGACUGGUGUAUUUCACGCGAUUGUGCGUCCAGAACUUGAUCAAUAUUUAUGUCCAUUGCAGGUGAAUCACAUUGUCUCCGUUAUCUGGCUCUUGAUCUAGUGGUGGAUUGGGGAAUUUUAUGUCCUUUUCUGCCUCGAAAUCACGACAAUAUUUGUAGACAGACGAGCAGACAGUGGUUUCUGACUGGGUCAGACCUAGAUUUGACCAACCAGCGAAAUCUACUCGUGUAAGCUUUCCCGGUUUGCCUUGGGUUGUAAGACAUGGUAUCAAAGUUCACAAGUGUUUGAUACGUAAAAACAAAGAAAAUCUGCCGGUCAUUGUGGUGGAUGAAGCGAGUUUGACCCAAAAACAUUUUCCGGAAGCUGGAGUUUCGUGAACACAGGACAUGGCUAACUGAUGAGAAACUGUCAUUGCGUCCGAGGAGUGGCUGUCGUGUGUUUUAGCUUCUUAACACAAUCAGUGUGAAUUGGGAAUCAUUAAAGAAAUAUCAUAUCUUACUCCAUUAAGUAGGAUUGUGAGAAUUGUUGUUAUAAUUCACAAAUCCUCACUUUGAGGGAAGGCUAGGCCUACAUCAUGAAGGAGUAUAAGGUAGUCGUGUUGGGGAGUGGAGGUGUGGGGAAAAGUGCUCUCACAGUCAAAUUUGUGUCCGGUAAUUUUAUGGAGAAGUAUGAUCCGACGAUUGAGGAUUUUUAUCGGAAAGAGAUCGAAGUGGAUUCAGCACCAUCUGUUUUAGAAAUAUUAGACACAGCGGGCACAGAGCAGUUUGCAUCAAUGCGUGAUUUGUAUAUAAAGAAUGGACAAGGAUUUGUGAUCGUCUACAGCAUUACCAGUCUCCAGACUUUCCAGGAUAUUAAAACAAUGAGAGAACAAAUUCAGAGAGUGAAAGGGGUGGACAAAAUACCCAUGAUUUUAGUCGGGAACAAAGCUGACUUGGAACAUCAACGUGAGGUCCCUUCUCCGGAGGGAUCGACUCUGGCUCAGUACUGGGGCUGCCCGUUUCUUGAAACAUCAGCAAAAAGUACACAAAAUGUCAAUGAAGUUUUUAUUGAAAUUGUUCGAGAGAUGAAUACAAGCCCAGUUAAGGAAAAGCAAGGCUGCUGUAGUAUACUUUGAGGGAGAAUUAUGGUCGUGACGAUCUACUCCAAAGUCACAUGAUCGAGUCAUGUGAUCACCUCAACAGUGUGCAAGAAACCCCACAAGAUGGCCGACUUGGAGCUGAAGUCAAAGUUUUGGAGUUUGGAAAUUCACCGAAGAGUGUAUUUUGUGUUGUUGCAAGUGUGAACAUAUUUAACAGACCUGUUUUGUGGCAAUAUUGACAGUGAUUACUUCCCAUGAUGUAUAAGCCAGAUGUCAUGUGUUGCUAUGGAUACAAAGAUUGUUGCCCCGGGUUAUGGCCUCAGUUACCAUGGAAACAAGAACGGAACCAUGGAACCUACCCAUUGUUAUUCUCCAUGAGGGUUAACCAAUUUCCAUUCAUUAAUAUUCCAAUGAUAUUCAUUAUCACGUCACAACAUGUCUGACUGUUUUCUAGGAAUACGUAGUCGCCAUCACCAUGUAGCUUUGUACAUGCCUGAUGGCUUAGGGAGCAUGGAGUGUCACGUAUACAUCUAGUUAACAUUUACCUUCAUUUGUACCAUUGCCAUGGAAACGUAUAUUCAUUGAUAAACAUAGUAAAUAUAGAAAUGUUCCUUCUUUCACAUGGUGGGGGCAUGGGUGGACCAGUCGUCUGAGGCACCACAAUUCGCUGUGCAGAAUUGUCCCUUGGGCCUGAUAGAGAACUAUGGGUUCUUGUUGGUUAAAAACCCGGUUCACUCCAAAUGUGCUUCUAGGUUUGUCAUCACCAUACUUGAGCUUGUGGGUUUCCCCAAAGUGACAUACGUCUGUGACCUCCAUCACUUUGGGCUUUCGUCCCACAGCUGACGCGCCGUGGUGUACUUUUUCAAAGUGGUGUUAAACCCAACUCACUCAGUCAAAUGGUGUAUAAGUUUUCAAGAUAGGAUCAACGAUACUAAUGGGUGUUAGUACUGUUCCAAGCUUUAAUCUGUAUUGAUACACCUCUCUCCAUAAGUUUUGUCAUGUUUAUUUGGGCUGCAAUAGGUUAAUUAUUACAUUCUAUUCCAAAAUUACAACUGUGCUGCAAGAAGCCACUAUGUUACUUAUAUUUUAGGUUUUUUAAUCAUCAAAAACAUCUGUGUCUAUUUCUGUUGACAGAUGUCAUUUACAUUAAGCGUGGAUGUUCUGUAGGAUUACAUAUUCGGGUAUUUUGUGGGUGGGGUAGCCUAGUGGCAAACUCAUUUACUUGUCACACCAAAGACAGGGUUCGAUUCCCCACAUGGGUACAAUGUGUGAAGCUCAUUUCUGGUGUCCCCUGCCGUGAUACGGCAUGAAUAUUGCUAUUAGUGACAUAAAAACAUACUCACUCACUCACUCAGGGUAUUUCAGUAAGGAAACAUACCGCGAUGGUCGUCAUCUGUAGGUACAUGUGUACUUGGGGACAAUAAGAUAAUAUGAAUUACGUUGUUUUGUUGUGAGGUGAGCAGGGGUGAAAAUCUACUAGUUAAUUUAUUAUGGCCCUAUCUGCAGAUCAUAUGGUUUUCCCGCUGGUACUCAUCAACCCUUCAGCUGUGGCUUACAUGGUGAAACCUCGAUAGUGAGGACCUUGUUACUUUGGCAACCCCGAUUUUCACCAAGACAAAUUAAGCAGUAUGCCAGGUACCUAGAGGAGUGGGGUUGGCACCCUCAACAGUGCUGUCUGUAAUAUCAAGGUUUCACUGUAUGGGGAGUACAUAAUUCAGGUUGAGAAUGCACUCAUGUACUCAUUUACUGAUGUAUUGAUGUACUGAUGUACUUAUGUAUUGUACUGAUGUAUUGAUUUACUGAUGUAUUGAUAUACUGAUGUAUUGAUGUACUCAUGUAUUGAUUUACUGAUGUACUGAUAUACUGUUGUAUUGAUGCAUUGAUGUACUGAUGUAUUGAAGUAUUGAUGUACUGAUGUAUUAAUGUACUGAUGUACUGAUGUACUGAUAUAUUGAUUUGCUGAUUUACUGAUGUAUUGAUUUACUGAUGUAUUGAUGUACUGAUGUAUUGAUUUACUGAUGUACUCAUGUAUUGAUGUACUCAUGUAUUGAUGUACUAAUGUACUCAUGUAUUGAUGUACUAAUGUACUCAUGUAUUGAUGUACUGAUGUACUCAUGUAUUGUGUUCCCAUCAUAGACAUGAACAUGAAACCUGUAUUUGAAAAUAAUAUUUUGUUAUCCGUGGUUAUCCAUUAUUGUGCAAACAUUAUGAACAAAUAUGAUUACACAUACCAUAUCAUUGUCACAAUAUGUAGAUACAGAAUUGACAAAAAGUAAAACCUGUCAUGUUUACGAGCUGUUCCAUCUUUAAGGACCCAAGCCAUACAGAUCUGGUUUAGUUGGAAUAAGUUUAUCACCUCUGAUCCUAUACACCGGUAAAUAACAUUUACAUUUUUCUUAAAACGUAGCAUUCAUGACCCUAUUAUAUGAUAAGUGUAACAUGGUACAAAGUGGCACAUCAGUACCUGAGUGAAUGGUUACCAUGGUUACAGAUAUAUCCCACUCAUAUUCAUUUGGUUAAUUAAAUGACAUUUAUCACAGAGAAUGUCUAAGAAAAGUUUGACCUGACUCCUGUCCUUGGGGCAGGGUCUGAGUGUAUACUUCUCAUUUUUUUAUAGGAAUAAUCAGAUAAUGGCAUUCAAUUUAAAAAUAUACUUGACUUAAUUAUGGAAUGGGUUUUCUGUAUAGUAGAAGGACAAAAGUAUCUCUAUCGAAAAGUGGAGUAGAAUUGUAUUGGAGGAGAUUGUGUUUGUAAACUGACACUAGACUCCAUGGCCACGGGGUUGUGUUUAGAUGAGCACUGUGUUGUGUAGUUGUGGUGGCUCUGACAGUCAUUCAACAGCAGUGGAAGAACAUUUAGAACAUGGCAGCAGAUGGACACUACUGGUUGACAAUAGGGCUGGAAGGUAACUCGGGUACUCGGGUUGGGUGGGUACUGACUUGGACCUGGGUAUUCCGGUGGGUACCCAGGUCCUAGUCAGUACUGACCCGACCUGACCCGACCUGACCCGACCCGACCUGACCUCACCCGACCCGUGAUUAGUCACGGGAUUAUAUUGUAUAUUGGCCAAAAUUGUCUAGAACUCUAUAGUUACACUGUAAGUGACAAAUGUUCACAUUUCUUUCUGACUAUGCACAGAUUCCCUCUCACUUUAUAUGUUUGCAUAAGGUAAAACUUCAAUUUAUCUGUAAAUCUGUAUUUAACAUGUUAAAAAUUUCCUCAGAAUUUACGAAAAUAUGAACUGUAAUAAAAUCAAAUUUUGGAAUCUCAGAUAAAUCUGUGAGUUAAGCCACAUGCAGUCCAAGUCGAGUAAAACAUGGUAUUGUAGAUAAGCAGGUAGUGAUCACAGGUAUAACAGUAAUGUAAAACAACUUCCUGUAUGCACAAGGCUGUCAAACAGAUAGACAGAUACUGUCCCUCAAAAAAAUCCCCCCGAAAUCCAACAGAUAGGCAAUUAACAGUCCAACAGAUAGGCAAAUAACAGUCCGUCACAUAAGCAGAAGUUAGUCCAACAGAUAGGCAAAUAACAGUCAUUCACAUAAGCAGAAGUUAGUCCAACAGAUUAAUUAAUUGGCCAUCAGAUAAGCAAGAGUUUGUCCCACAGAUAGGCAAAUAACAGUCCAUCAAAUAGCAAACGUAUCCAGCAGAUAGACAAACUGACAUGAUCACCAGUAUUAAGCAGAUAUUAUGACAAAACUUGAAACAUUAUGCAGACUGCCAGAAACAGAUGAGCAGGAUAGAUAAGCAGUGAGAAGCUUAACAGACCUUGUGCACUGCUCUGAUAAGUCCUGCUACACCCUUGAGUAAGCAAAGCAGGAUAAGCAGAGGCAAUGUAAUUCAUAAGGAAGUCGCCAUGGCAAUUGCUUCGCAGGUGCCUGUUUGUGUUGAAUGACUGUCAGGGGUAGCCAAUAUGAACAUUAAUACCUUGAAAUGUGUUUCAUUGUGUGCUGGGUUUGAAAUAUCUCUAACGCUGAAAUGGUCAGAACGUCUUACUGUGCCACCCACAGAGUAGAUCCUAACACUGACUACGUUUACCUAUACAUGGACAGGCCUAAGGAUAGUUUGCAAUUCUAGUGUUACAAUUUGGAAUUGAUUGAACACCGAUUUGUUGUUCGAAAAGGGAUUUGAAAAUUUCAGAAAUGUUGUGUAUGUGUCGCUAAUGUAUACUGAACAAAAAUAGUUAGGGAUCAUGAAUAUUUUUGGGGUAUUUUUAAGAAAUUGUGUGCUCAGUCACUGCAAAAAAAAUAUCCCCAUAAAUAUUCAUGAUCCCUAACCUUUUUUGUUCAGUAUAGGUAAUUUAGGCUUUAGCUGGACACAGUACUACUGGAUGAUAUUGUUCUGCCUCGCUAUGGGUUAAGUCUUAACACUGAUUGUACAGACACCAACCCCCA